UAGAAAAAAAAAAAGUCGCUCCAGCCAAAGGAAUUGCAUAGAACGUCAACUUAUUUCAAUUUUCAAUUCUUUUUAAGUAUUUAUUCCUCUUUCCAAACGUCAAGUUUUAUUCCUCCUCCACCUCCGCCGCCCGCCGCCGCCGCCCGCCGCCGCCAUGGGCCUCUCCUGGAGCAAAAGGCGCCGCCACGAGAAUCAGCAAGCCCCACCCCCACCACUACCACUUCCCCCACCCCCUCCCACCUUCUCCUCGUCAAACCCCCCUCCGCCACCAACUCCACCGCCCCGGGCCCCGCCCCCCAGCAGCUGCAAUCCAGCCACAACCAGCUAUGCUUUCGCGGCCAACGCCCCUCAUUCAGCCGCCCCCUAUCCCGCGCUUCUUCCGCCCCCUUACGCCCCUCCCCCGCCGCCGCCUUACAACUACAGCUACAACUUCUCCGGCUACUACUCGAGGCCCGUCCAUAUGAUGGGCCACCACAACUACCGCCCCUAUUACGUCCCCCAGAUCAGCGGCUGGGGCCCCUCCGCCGCCCCCCUCCCGCAGCUGCCGCCUCUGCAGCCCGCUCCCUAUGUGGAUCACCAGAGCGCCAAGAAGGUCAAAAACGAUGUCAAUGUUCACAAAGACACCAUUAGGCUUCAAUUGGAUGAUCUCUCUCCUGAUUGCCACUUGGUUACCUUCACUUUUGAUGCCUUGGUUGAUGGAAGAAUUACUAUCUUCUAUUUUGCCAAGGAGGGAGAGAACUGUAAAUUCUCUCCAGUUUAUCCAGAGAUCGUGCCAGUUAAAAUUCCAUUUCAGAAAGGACUAGGACAGAAAUUCUGCCAACCUUCAGGAACUGGCGUGGACUUAGGCUUCUUUGAUACCGAUGACCUGUCAAAGCCUGUUCCAGAAGAAGAUAUCUACCCUCUUGUAAUUAUAGCAGAGUCAUGUCAAGCAUCGACACCUGUGGAUGAGGGUUCAAAAGAUGAAGCAUCUCCUCAUGCUCAGAUCACUCAGGCUGUCUUACAAAAGAAGGGUGACGGGAGUUUUCAAGCGAAAGUGAUAAAGCAGAUUUUGGCAAUUGAUGGCGCACGCUAUGAGUUGCGUGAGAUUUUUGGGAUAAGUGAUUCAGGUGAAGCUUCAAUCAGCAACGUGGAAUCGGGAAAAGAAUGUAUCAUUUGUUUGACUGAGGACAAGAACACGGCUGUCUUGCCCUGUAGGCACAUGUGUUUGUGCAGCGACUGCGCCAAAGAGUUGAGGGUCCAAUCAAAUAAGUGUCCCGUAUGCCGGCAGCCCAUCGAGGAGCUUCUGGAGAUCAAGGUCGAUGAAGCAGACGAAUCUGAUUCUACUGUUGAAAGACUGCAACUUGGAGAGAAGCCAAAAGUAAAACAAUGGAUGAUGAUCGACUGAGUGAGUUACCUGACUCGUUAAUCCUCUCCAUUCGACAACCCUUCUCUCCAAACGAGCCUUCACUUUGGCUGUUGAAUCUUGAAAGUUUAUUUAUGGGGCUCUUGCACAAUGGAAAGCUGCUAUAUUCUUCCCCUCUGAUCCCAUCUUGUGAUAUUGAUUCGUGGCCCAAAAACAAGUGGAAAAGCUAGCUUUUGGUUUCGGAUAUAAAAUUCAUGGUGCACACUACUUGGUUCCACAGUGUUUGUAUUCAUGCUCAUCAAUCACAGAAUUAAACCUACGCAAUUGCUCGUUGAGAGGAAUGUGCAGUGGAAUCAACUCAAGAGUUUAUCAAUUAAAUGUUUGGAAAAGUUGGUUUUUCCGUGUGUUUACGAAUUACUGAAAACUUCAAUAUCCGAUCUACUAGCUUGAAGAUUCUCAAAAUGGUCUGGUGUAUUGUGAAGGCAGAGGGAGAGCUGAGAAAUCUAUUGAAGUUAAAAAAUUCAGGUCGUGUUUGUGGUAGUUGUUUGCUAUAUGUCCCUUCUUUGACUACUGCAACUCUUUCUUACUUUAUGACUCGUGUGGACGUGUCUCGUGAGAAAAUGUUGCAUCAAGUUUUUUGAAGCAUCCGUUAUGUUGAGAAUGUGUCGUUCCCAGAUUGGAGCUUUCAGUUUCUUCAAUUCCCGAAUGCUGAGUUCUGCGUUUCCGACUGAUGUUCUUGACAUGUUGAAGAAUUUAAUUGUUGAUAAGAAUGGUUGUAUGCCUAUCAAAGUGGCGUACGAGAUUAUUUCCCUUAGUCCCUCUCUGCUACAUCUAAAGACAGUUGAGAUUAUAUAUAAAAGCUACCCCUCAAUAUCUUCAUUGCUAAAAUUUCU
This is a messenger RNA of Salvia miltiorrhiza (redroot sage), 2235 nucleotides long. RefSeq names its product probable E3 ubiquitin-protein ligase LUL4. NCBI's taxonomy places the organism in Eukaryota, Viridiplantae, Streptophyta, Magnoliopsida, Lamiales, Lamiaceae. The coding region runs from base 155 to 1384 and encodes 409 amino acids. The transcript is spliced from 6 exons. Gene Ontology annotation, molecular function: ubiquitin protein ligase activity. The record is from RefSeq and is a predicted model, not a curated record. Gene Ontology annotation, biological process: protein ubiquitination.